Uranotaenia lowii is the source of this 2103-nucleotide messenger RNA. RefSeq lists its product as uncharacterized. Gene Ontology annotation, biological process: DNA integration. The transcript has a single exon. The record is from RefSeq and is a predicted model, not a curated record. Gene Ontology annotation, molecular function: nucleic acid binding. NCBI's taxonomy places the organism in Eukaryota, Metazoa, Arthropoda, Insecta, Diptera, Culicidae. Bases 1 to 2103 code for a protein of 700 amino acids.
AUGCCAGCUCCAUCUGACGUUACCACUCUGCGGUCAUUCCUGGGCGCAGUUAAUUUCUACGGGAAAUUUGUCCGAGAGAUGCACCAAUUACGCCACCCUUUAGAUAAGCUUCUGAAGAAGGAUGCGAAAUUCAUUUGGACCCAGGAAUGUCAACGUGCCUUUUCAAACAUCAAGCGGAUUCUGCAAUCAAAUCUGCUCCUCACCCAUUACAAUCCGGAACACGAUAUCAUCGUGGCUGGUGAAGCAUCAAAGACCGGCAUCGGAGCCGUCAUCAUGCAUCGUUUUCCCAACGGAUCCGUGAAGGCAAUUGCUCAUGCUUCUAAGUCCCUCAAUCAAGCUGAGCAAAACUACAGCCAAAUCGAAAAGGAAGCACUUGCGUUGGUUUUCGCCUGUACCAAAUUCCAUCGCAUGCUUUGGGGCCGUCGAUUUACGUUGCAGACAGACCAUCAACCGUUGCUAAAAGUUUUCGGAUGCAAGAAGGGAAUACCAGUGCAUACUGCCAACCGACUCCAGCGUUGGGCACUCACUCUCCUGGGCUACGAUUCACGACUCAUCAACAAGCACGAGAAGCCAGACGAGGAAGCAGUCAUUGCAAUGGUUCAUGCCGAAACUGACAUCAGUUCCAGUUUACAAGACACCCUACAACACCUUCCGAUCACAUUCGAAAUGGUUCUAAAAGCUACCGCUAAGGAUCCAGUUCUUCAGAAAGUAAAGCUCUACAUUAACAACGGCUGGCCAACGCGUAGCGAAGCAAUUCCCGACACUGAGGUAAGACCAUUUUAUGGCCGUCGAGAAUCUUAUUCAUUGGUUGGCGAUUGCGUGAUGAUGAUGAACCGAGUCGUUAUUCCGAAGAGUCUCCAGAAACGGAUCCAGAAGCAAAUUCAUCAGGGUCAUCCCGGAAUCGAGCGAUCAAAAGCUAUUGCUCGAGGCAUCGUUUUCUGGCCCCAAAUCAACAACGACAUCAAAGACAACGUGCAAAGGUGCUCAAGCUGUGUCAGUGCUGCGAAAUCUCCACCUCAAGCAUCCCCACAGCCGUGGCCAUCAGCAGAUGGUCCGUGGCAACGUCUUCACAUAGAUUUUGCCGGUCCUGUGGAAGGAUUCUACUAUCUGGUCGUCGUGGAUUCCUUCACAAAAUGGCCGGAAAUUCUUCAGACGAGAUCUCCCACAAGCUCUACUACAAUCGCCUUUCUCCGAGAAUGUUUUGCUCGCUUCGGAAUACCAACGCUUAUCGUGACUGACAACGGUAGCCAAUUCGUUAGCGCUAUGUUUCGGAAGUUUUGCGAGGAGUUAGGAGUCGUUCACCUACGUACAGCACCGUAUCAUCCGCAAUCCAAUGGCCAAGCGGAACGGUUUGUGGACACUCUGAAACGAUCUUUGAAGAAAAUCAUCGGGGGAGGAGAGACAUCAACUGCAACAGCACUUCAAAAGUUCCUGCACAUCUAUCGUUCUACACAGUCCGCAGUGCUAGGUGGGAAAUCACCCGACAAUAUGAUGCUAGGACGUUCCAUGCGCACAAUUUUGGAUCUUCUGCGCCCAACGUGUCCACCUGUCAGACAGCAAUUCAAGCGCAACCGAACGUUCGAAGUUGGGUCUCCUGUUUACGCCAAGGUGUAUUCAACAAACGAUGAAUGGAAGUGGAUGCCAGGUGUGGUCCUCGAAAGAAUCGGCAACGUCAACUAUAACGUUCUCCUGGAUCAUCAAGUUGGCCGACGAAAGGUUCUUCGAUCCCAUCUAGACCAGAUGAAGAUUCGCUCCAGCGAUGAACCUUCAGCAGCAGAGGCUCCAAUUCAAUUGAACAUCUUGAUGGAAGAGUUUAAUCUUCAGCAACCAACGAUUCCUGUACCGUUCGAUGGCAGAAAUGGGUCUGCCACAGUCGUUCAACAACCAACCGACAUCGUACCAGAAGAACAACUAUUCAUUCCUGACAAUCUUCCUGAACAUGACGAGGUCCCGCAAAUAGACGACAGUUAUCCUGAUCUUGAAGGAACACUUCGGCCCGACUUCCAGGAACCUGGUCCAUCUUCGUGUUCAACUCCAUUACAACAACGUCCCCGGCAAUCCGUGCGUCUUCCAAGGAAGCUAGAUGACUACAUCUGCUAUUAG